Messenger RNA from Ipomoea nil (Japanese morning glory), 462 nucleotides. RefSeq lists its product as uncharacterized. Gene Ontology annotation, biological process: DNA repair; telomere maintenance. Lineage: Eukaryota; Viridiplantae; Streptophyta; Magnoliopsida; Solanales; Convolvulaceae. Gene Ontology annotation, molecular function: DNA helicase activity. The record is from RefSeq and is a predicted model, not a curated record. Bases 1 to 462 code for a protein of 153 amino acids. The transcript has a single exon.
AUGCGGGAUUUGUUACGAUUUACAAAUCCAUUGUGUCCUAAUUUACCAUUUGGAGGGAAGACUAUUGUACUAGGAGGUGAUUUUCGCCAAAUAUUGUCAGUGAUACCAAGGGGUGGUAGACAGGAUAUUGUUGGUGCUGCUAUUAAUUUUUCGUAUUUGUGGGCUCAUUGUACGGUUUUGAGAUUGACACAGAAUUUGAGAUUGCAGAGUGUUGGUACUGAUGAUUUAAGGCAAGAGUUAUCUACUUUUGCUAAUUGGAUUGCUUCAAUCGGUGAUGAUGAAGCUGGUGGACCAAAUGAUGGUGACGUAGAGGUUCCCAUUCCACAUGAGAAUUUGUUGCAUACAAAUGGUGAUCCAUCCAAGGAAUUGUGGAAAGUACAUUUCCUAUGUUUCGAGAACAACAACAUGACGCUGAUUAUUGAAUUGGUCGAGCAAUUUUGGCACCAACUCUUGAAGUUGUAG